GAACUUUGAGUCCGACCUGAUGGCGGAGGAAUGCGUUCGAUUCAGAAACAAAUGUCCCCUUUACGUUCCUACUGAGUGUGCAUGUAUUUAAAUCAGGUUUGCAUUUGAAUGUAUUUCUUGUUUGAUGCACGGGCCGUGGUAGCAUUACAUAAGGGAGAUGUGUCGGUGGGAAGAGAGGAAAUAGAAGUGUGAGUAACGGAAGGAGUCCGGGAGUCCUGAACGGUACGCCGAAGGAGACGGAGGCUGCGUCGUCCAGAGACACAAAUACACACAGACAGCCAGACAAAACGCAGGGUUGAAAUCUGCACAUACUAAAAUGGCUAAGCACGAUCUAGUACAGAAGGCUAAGCUUGCUGAGCAGGCCGAGCGCUAUGAUGACAUGGCUGCAGCCAUGAAGUCGGUGACAGAGCACGGCGAAGAGCUUUCUAAUGAGGAGCGCAAUCUUCUGUCGGUUGCCUACAAGAAUGUGGUAGGAGCUCGUCGUUCAUCCUGGCGUGUCAUUUCCAGCAUUGAGCAGAAGACUGAAGGCAAUGACAAAAAACAGCAGAUGGCACGUGAAUACCGAGAGAAGGUUGAAGCUGAGCUGCAGGAAAUAUGUGAAGAUGUGUUGUACCUUCUGGAUACAUUUCUCAUUGCCAAAGCAACAUCUCCUGAAAGCAAGGUGUUCUAUCUGAAAAUGAAGGGUGACUAUUAUAGAUACCUUUCUGAGGUUGCAAGGGAGGAUUCAAAGCAGUGUAAUGUGGAGAAUUCCCAGUCAGCCUAUGAAAGCGCUUUUAAAAUUAGCAAGGAGGAGAUGCAACCAACGCACCCUAUCAGGCUUGGCCUGGCGCUCAACUUUUCAGUGUUCUAUUAUGAAAUCCUCAAUAACCCGGACAAGGCCUGCAAUCUGGCUAAAACGGCAUUUGAUGACGCCAUCGCUGAACUUGACAGUUUGAAUGAGGAUUCUUACAAAGACAGCACUCUGAUCAUGCAACUACUAAGGGACAACCUGACUCUGUGGACAUCGGAAAGCCAGGGAGAUGAAGCAGAGACUGGAGAAGGGGAGAACUAAUGAUUUUGCACUGUUGAUUCACCUAUACUCUUAAACACAGACGGCUUAUAUACAUCCUCCUCCACUCCAUCGGCCCCUCUCCCUUCUGUAUGACAAGCAGCCUGAAUUGCUCCUGAUUGGCUACUUUGCCUCUGUACCCCUCUCAGGUCACUGAGGUGAAAGGGGAAUUUUCAGUUGUUAGCAGAUUCAGACAUGUGGUGGUAACAUGUUGUAUUGACUAGUGAGUCCAUGUUGCUGUUGUUUUGUCGGUGUAGUUUUCUCGUUGGUAUGAGAGGCAGUGUGAAUGUAUGUCAAGAUGUACACGAUUUGUGGUGAGGGGUGUUUUGAAUUCUUGAUCAUUUCUCUCAAAAAAGUAGAUUUUUUUUUUUUUUUUUUUUUUUCCCUUCUUGUCCUCAUAUUGACAGGUUCUCUAGUACAGUAAAUAGUGACGGUUCAUUUCCACAAAACACUGUGACAGUAGAUUUUGGCAAUUUGCUUCACAGGACUAGUUGAAAUUGCGACACACUAAAAUUCUGCAUGUAACUGACCGCAAUUCUGCUGUGGGCUCAUACAGAAAGGAGGCAGGCUGUAUUGUGACACUGACAUCUCUGUGCAACGCUCCUUUUAUUAUGUACACAGUCAGUUUUUAAGGGCCUUUUCAUGGUAGAUUUGUUCAAGCGUUUCGAAUUUGGUUUUUGGAAAAAAGCUCCAUCUGAAUGAAGUAUAGUUUUUGUAGAAUUUGCUCACUGUCUGGGUGCUGCUAGAACUCCGUACAAUGAAACAAACUGUAUGAGUGUGUGUAUAUGUACACGUGGUUCUGUGCAUUUUUGCAAGACGAUCAUGUAUUUAAAACCUAAACUUUCACUGGUGUUAACUGAAAAUGUCUUCCCACAUUGUACCAACCCUGCUUGCAAAAUAUUACAUGUCAAGGAUUUUUCUUUGUAUUGCAAAGUGUUUUCUCCUUUUGUACCCGGCUUUUUGCUUGCAGUUUAUAAUUUUAAGUUGCGUAGCCAGAUACGAUUGUUGCAGUUCUCAGAAAAGAGGCUCAAAUGGGACAUAUUUCAGCUGGUAAAUCUUUUCAGAUUUUUACCCAGUUGCACGACGGUUCCUUAUAAAGCUUGUGACUGAAUGAUCACCUCAAAAAUCGGGUGUACUAUGAAUAUUCCGACUGAAGUCCCAUUCCACUUUGGAACGAAGCUCAGUGUCACAAUACCACAUAUCACUACAUUCCACAUCUAAUUUGAAGCCACUUCUCCAGGUUAUAGCUGACAGUUUACUCUGGCAAUGCUUAAAUUAAUUUAAAAAUGUUCUGUUUUGGGGGAGAAAAAUGUCAGUUCAUGAUUAUGCUUGAUGAAAAUGCAGUUAGUGAAUGUGGAAAGAAGCCUGUCUGUAUAUCAGGUAUCUCAACUUGCUUUGUUUUUACUGACAAGUCUUUUGGCUAAAAAUUUGCUUCUGUAACAGUCUAUUAUCCAGUGCACACACGUGGUUGUGAAAAUGUAGAAUAGCUCUAAAAAGCAACAAAGAAACAGAGAUAAAACAGUGGUUGGUGUAAUUCUAGCUUUGUGUUUGUGUUUAAGACCAUUCUAGUUUCACUACAAGUAAGAAAUAGGAAAGUGUCAAAGACCAUUCAGUGAAAUAAAGUUUCGUUUAAAAUAAA
Molecule: messenger RNA, 2687 nt
Organism: Thalassophryne amazonica
Lineage: Eukaryota; Metazoa; Chordata; Actinopteri; Batrachoidiformes; Batrachoididae
Product: 14-3-3 protein beta/alpha-1-like
Exons: 6
Coding region: 317-1051 (244 amino acids)
Biological process (GO): signal transduction
Cellular component (GO): cytoplasm
Source: RefSeq, a predicted model, not a curated record